AUGGGCGGAAGCAAGGGUAAAGCGCCCCAGCGCCGGGCUCGACCCGGGAGGCCAGCCGCAGCUGAGCGGGAGUCGGGGUCCGCCAGCGCGGACGGGGCCUCCAGCGGGGACGGCAGGCCGGCUAGCGGCAAGGGCCGCAGGACCAGGCCCGCCCCGGGGCUCGAGGCCCCCGGAGGCGCGGGGAGCGCUGGGGGCCACGGGAAGCCCACCGAGGAGGGGGCCCCCCGCUGCAGGCGUGCAUCCCAGGAGGCCCAGGAGAGGCAGGGCGGCUCGCGGCGUCCGGGACACGGGCCCAAGGAGAGUCGCGAACCCGGGGACAGUUGUGAGGAGCGGAGACUCCCCGGGAAAGAAGCGCGGCCGCCCAAGCGCGGCCGGCGCAAGAGAGGAAAGGAGAGGGGGCCUUCGACUCGGCGUCGAGGGCAUGGAGAGGCGCCUGGGAGGGAUGGGGACACGUCGGGCGGGGAUGGUGGCAGCUCGUGCCUGGACAGUGAAGCCCGCGAGGCCCAGGAGAGCAGCAGCCAGGACAGUGGAGCCCCGGAGCGGCCGGACAAGACGGAGCCUUCGGAUGCCGGCUCAGGAAGCGCCCCAACCCUGGGACCCGGGGCAACUCUGGCGCAGGCCAACCGCCCCGGCAGCAACCAUCCAGGCAGCGACAGACAGGCCCUGAAGCUCCAGAGCAGGGAAGGGUCCUCGGGGUCAGGGCCUCAGGGAGUGAGUGAUGAUUCCCGGACAGACACAGACUCGAGCCCCGGGUGGGCUGGGCACGGAGGUCGCCCACCCAAGACCCCAGGAACCUCGAGCCGCAUCCCUGAAUCCCCGGAGACAGAGCUGGGGAGGGGGGCUGCAGCCUCCAGCUCCCUCGAGAGCGUCUGCGUGCGCGUCCCCAGGGGCCCUCAGAGUCCUGGAGACACCAGUGACGUCGGGGCACAGCCCAAGGCUGAGCUGCGGGGCGCUGAGGCUGAGCCGGCGGAGGCCCCCGGGGCUCAGAGCCUCCAGGUCGGAGAGAUGGCGGAGAAGGUGCCGGUGAUUGCGAGCGAGAGCGACGGGGGAGCCAGAGAGCUAGCGGGAGCGGGCCACCGAGGAGCCCGGGCCCCGUCGCCGCUGGCCACGCUGGUGGUGCUCCGCAGGCUGCGCGCGCGGCCCCCCGCUGGCCCGUCUCCCCAGCUCGCGGCUGGCGCCCGCGCGGGCCUCAAGACGCGGCUGCAGCGCGUGGCGCGGGCCCUGGGUCUCCUGCGCUGGCUGCGCCUGCGGGUGGCGCCGCGGCGGGGCGACGCAGACGGGCCGGGCCCGCCGGAGCGCGAGGGGCGCGGCCGCGAGAGGGCGCUGGAGGCGCGGGGCGCGGCGCCCGGGCGGCGGCGCUGGCGGGUCCUACGCCUGGCCAGCCGUCUGGUGGGGCUCCUGGGACCGCCGCGGGCGCCCCCUGACGGCGGCCCGAGCCCUCCGCCGACGCCGAAUGGCUCAGUCUCUGCUGCUGCGUCGGCCUUCGAGGAUCCAGCUCCAGAUCCCAAGUUCGCGGUGGUCUUCCCCCAGAUCCAUAGUGCGGGGAAGGAGUCCGGCGGCAGCAGCUCCGGAGCAUCCACGGACGCCCCCACCGGGGAAGGUGGCGUUUCCUCUCCUGCAGGGGCUGCAGAGGACAGCGAGGAGCAAGGGGCUAACGGAGCAGGGGUGAUCGGGUCCCGGCAGGCUCCCUCCUUUUCCCUGUCUGCCCCUCAGGGGACUCCACCGGAUGAGAACCGGGGCGAAGCAGAGCCAGGGACCGUGGCAGCCGAGACUCGGGUGCACUGGGCGCAGGCCUCUACUCCCUGCGAAGACCCUGGGCUUGGCGCUGAUACUCUGCUGCCUCAACUGGCCUUGGAGACUCGCCUGCGGCAGAAUAGCCUCUGCAGGUCCCCGAGGGAGCAGUGGGAGCCAGAGGACGACGCUGAGGCAGCGCUGGAGAGGGACCUGGAGCUGAGCCUCCAGAGGGACCUAGAGAUGCCCUUCCCUGCUGCUAAGACCAGGAGUCUCCCGGAGCUCCUGGAAGACAUUGAGGACCUCGCCCGGCUGCGGCUGGUGUGUGACAGCUCCGUGCUCCUGUGUCUCAAGAAGAGGUUCCACCUGGGCCGCAUCUAUACUUUCGGGGGGCCCCUCCUCCUUGCUGUGAACCCCCACCAGCCCUUGCCUGUCUUCUCACCAGAGGUCUUGGCCAGCUACCAUUCCCGGAAGGCCCCAAACACCACAGCACACAUCUUUGCCAUCGGGGCAGCAGCCUAUAACCUGUGUCAGGGCUCUGGACAGGACUCCUGCAUCCUCCUGGGGGGGCACAGUGGCUCAGGGAAGACAGAGGCUGCCAAGAAGAUUGUGGAGCUUUUAAGCAGCAUGAGACAGAAGGAGACAGAGGCCAACCGGGCUCAGCUAGAGGACGUGCUGCCUAUACUCAGCAGCUUUGGCCAUGCCAAGACCAUCCUCAAUGCCAAUGCCAGCCGCUUUGGCCAGGAGUUACGCCUCUGCCUGCAGCAGGGGGUCAUUGCAGGAGCCUCUGUGUCCCACUAUCUGCUUGAGACCUCCAGAGUAGUGUUUCAGGUAGGAACCAGCCUCCUGCCCACCCCCCCAGCUCUGAAAGUGGGAAGGAGGAGGGGCCAUGGCCCUCAAACCCUGCUCUCUGCCAAGCCAGUUUCUCCACCCAAGGCCCAGGCUGAGCGAAGCUUCCAUGUUUUUUAUGAGCUGCUGGCAGGGUUGGAGCCCACGGAACGUGAGCGGCUCUCCCUGCAAGGACCUGAGGCCUACUACUACCUCAACCAGGGCCGAGCCUGCAGGCUGCACAGCAAGGACGAUGCCCAGGACUUCAAAGGGCUGGUGAAGGCCCUGCGGACGCUGGGCUUGUGUGCAGAGGAGCUGGCUGCAGUCUGGGCUGUGCUGGCCACCAUCCUGCAUCUGGGCAACAUUUGCUUCUCUUCUUCAGAGCGGGAGUCCCAAGAGGUGGCUGCUGUGUCCAGCUGGGCUGAAAUCCACUCGGCAGCACGGCUGCUGCAGGUGCCACCGGAGCGCCUAGAGGGGGCAGUCACCAAGAGGGUCAUGGACACGCCCUACGGCCCAGUGUCCAGAUCCCUGCCAGUAGAAGGCGCUAUCGAUGCUAGGGACGGUCUGGCCAAGACCCUGUACACAAGGCUCUUCGGCUGGCUUCUGAAACAGAUCAACAUGCGGCUGGCCCCACUGAGGGAGGCAGGCGGCGUGAGCACCAUCACUGUUGUGGACGCCUAUGGCUUUGAGGCACUGCGGGUAAAUGGCUUAGAGCAGCUGUGCAGCAAUCUGGCCAGCGAGCACCUGCAGCAAUUCUCCAGCCAGAAGCUGCUGGCCCAGGAGGAGGAGGAGUGCCAUCGCGAACAGCUGAGCUGGGUCCCCAUCCCCCAGCCUCCCAGGCAGUCUUGCGUGGACCUCCUGGUGGGACAGCCCCAUAGCCUCCUAAGCAUCCUGGACUCCCAGACGUGGCUACCCCAGGCCACGGACCACACUUUCCUCCAGAAAUGCCACUAUCACCAUGGCGACCACCCCAGCUACGCCAAGCCCCAGCUGCCCCUGCCUAUCUUCACGGUGCAGCACUACUCCGGGACCGUCACCUACCAGGUGCACAAGUUUAUAAACAGAAACAGGGAGCACCUGGACUCGGCCAUGCUGCAGGUGCUCGCGCAGAGCCAGCUGCAGCUCGUGAGCAGCCUGUUCCAGGAAGAGGAGCCGCAGGCCGGGACUGAGCAGAGCAAACCCACGCUGGCCUCUCGAUUCCAGAAGUCCCUGGGGGACCUGCUGGCCCGGCUAGGCAGGAGCCAUGUCUAUGUCAUCCACUGCCUCAACCCCACCCCCGGAAAGCUCCCAGGCCUCUUCGAUGUGGGACACGUGGCAGAGCAGCUGCACCAGGCUGGCAUCCUGGAGGUCAUAGGCACCCGAAGUGCCCACCUCCCUGUGCGAGUGCCCUUCCAAGUCUUCCUGGCAAGGUUCCGAGCCCUGGGGUCAGGGAGACGGAAAGCUGUCUCUGAGCAGGAGAGGUGUGGUGACAUCCUCAGCCAAGUGCUGGGGGCAGAGUCACCACUCUAUCAUCUGGGAACCACCCAGGUCCUACUGCAGGAGCAGGGCUGGCAGCAGCUAGAACUGCUGUGGGCUCAGCGGCGCUCGCAGGCCCUGCUCACUCUCCACCGUGGCCUCAGAGCCUGUAUCACGCGCCAGCGCCUCCGUUUCCUGCCCCGGAUGCAGGCUCGUGUGCGUGGACUCCAGGCCAGGAAGCGAUACCUCCGGCGGAGGUCAGCUUUGGGGCAGCUGAACACCAUUCUCCUCGUGGCUCGGCCACUGCUCCAGAGACGAAAGAGGCUGCAGCAUUCCCGUGGCCCUCACAGCAGGGAGGCCUGGGGGAAAGUGUCAAGGAUGGACCUCGGACGCUUGGAGAUCCCAGCCCAGCUGGCUGCUCUGCUGGAGGCAGCAGCAGGCCACCAGGCCACCCUGGCUGAGAGCAUCACAGAGUCCCUGCCACCUGAGGUUCCUGCCCGGCCCAGCCUGACCCUCCCUCCAGACAUUGACCAGUUUCCCUUCUCCAGCUUUGUGGCUGCCAGCUUCCAGAAGCCAUUUCUGCCUAGACCCGGGCAGCUGUUGGAUGAGCCCCUGACCCGGCUGGAUGGUGAGAACCCUCAGCAGGCUCUGGAGAUCAACAGGGUGCUGCUGCGGCUCCUGGGGGAAGGGUCCCUGCAGCCCUGGCAGGAGCAGACCAUGGGCUUGUUCCUGGUGCGGUGGGCGCAGCAGCGGCCCGGACUUCGGGACGAGCUCUUCAGCCAGUUAGUGGCCCAGCUGUGGCACAACCCAGAUGAGCAGCAGACCCAGCGUGGCUGGGCUUUGAUGGCAGUCCUUCUCAGCUCCUUCCCCCCUACGCCUGCCCUGCAGAAGCCGCUGCUCAAAUUUGUGUCUGACCAGGCCCCCUGGGGCAUGGCUGCAUUGUGCCAGCACAAGCUGUUGCAUGCUCUGGAGCAGACGCCACUGGCUCCCAUGGCCUCAAGGGCCCACCCACCCACGAAGCUCGAGUGGAAGGCUGGGUUGCGGCGGGGCCGAAUGACCCUGGAUGUGUUCACGUUCAACGAGGAAAGCUUCUCUGCAGAGGUGGAGUCCUGGACCACGGGCGAGCAGUUUGCAGGGUGGAUCCUACAAAGCAGAGGCCUGGAGGCGCCCCCUCGUGGCUGGUCUGUGUCACUGCAUUCUGGGGAUGCUUGGCAGGACUUGGCUGGCUGUGACUUUGUGCUGGACUUGAUAGGCCAGACUGAGGACCUGGGAGACCCAGCUGGUCCCCACGGCUACCCCAUCACUCCUUUUGGUUUAGCCGAGAACAUCCCUCCAGCCCCUGGUGUCCAGGCUCCUUCCCUGCCUCCAGGCCUCCCUCCAGGUCCAGCCCCAACGCUUCCCAGCAGCUGCCCUCCAGGUGAGGCCAAGAAGCCGGGAAACCUAGAUGGCUUCUUGGACCAUCUCUUUGAGCCAGUCCUCUCCCCAAGCUUCAGUGACCUGGAACAAGGCUGGGCCCUGAGCAGCCGCAUGAAGGGAGGGGGCUCUAUCGGGCCCGCCCAGCAGGGCUACCCCAUGGUGUACCCAGGUAUGGUGCAGACGCCCAGCUACCAGCCAGCCAUGAUGCCCACACCUAUGCCCAUGAUGCCAGCAAUGGGCACAGUCCCAACCAUGCCAGCCGUGAUGGUGCCACCCCAGCCACAGCCUCUGUUGCCCAGUUUGGAGUCGAGGCAGCUGGCACUACAGCAGCAAAGCUUCAUCAACCAGCAGGCGAUGAUUCUGGCCCAGCAGAUGACCGCACAAGCCAUGAGUCUGUCCCUGGAGCAACAGAACCAGAGACGCCAGCACCAAGUUCAGGCUUCUGGGGCUCCCUCCCAGUCUCCACCCUCAGCCACUGCUCCCAAGCCCAAGAAGCCUUCCGCUCCUCAAAAGAUGCCACAGAGUGACCUAGAACCUUUGGAUGUUUGCUUUAGAGAGGACCCUCCAGAGGAGCCUGAAGGCAGGCCUCAGCGCCCCAAGAGCUUCCAACAGAAACGGGACUAUUUCCAGAAGAUGGGGCAAGAGCCGAUUAAGGUGAAGACAGUGAAGCCUCCAGCCAAGGUUCAGAUCCCCCAGGAGGAGACAGAGGAUGACGAGGAAGAAGCGAGAGCAGAGCUGUCCCCUCCUCCUCCCCCAGUUGUGAAGAAGCCAUUAAAACAAAGCAGGACCAAAGCGGUAAAGGAGGAUGAGGUGGAACCAGCAGAAGAGGAAGUGCCAACCCAGGGCAGGAAACCCACAGCGCACAGCUCCGACUCCACACCUGAGCGUCCCCAGCCCAGCAAGAAACCCACAGCGCACAGCUCCGACUCCACACCUGAGCGUCCCCAGCCCAGCAGGGAAAUCCGCAACAUCAUCCGCAUGUACCAGAGCCGCCCAGGUCCUGUGCCAGUGCCUGUGCAACCCACCAGGCCUGUUAAAACUUUUCAGAAGAAAAAUGACCCUAAGGACGAGGCCUUGGCUAAGUUAGGAAUAAACGGUGCCCACUCGCCCCCAUCGACGGUGUCACCUAACGCAGGGAAGGCUUCUCCGCCAGCUGUGGUUCCUCGACCUAAGGCUCGGCCAAGACUUGAGCCUUCCAUAUCCAUCCAGGAAAAGCAGGGGCCCCUUCGGGACUUGUUUGGCCCAUGUAGCCCAAACCCGCCGGCAGCUCCGGCACCCCCACCCCCACCAGCACUCCCACUGCCUCUGCCUGAGGAACCCAAGACCCUUUCAGCGGAGUCUCGUGCCUUGACAGAGCCCAUGGAUGACAAGGGCAUCUCCACGCAGCUCCACAUGCCCUCUGGUAGCGUGUGCUUCUCCUACGCCAAUGCACCCUGGAAGCUGUUCUUACGCAAGGAGGUGUUCUAUCCCCGGGAGAACUUCAGCCAUCCCUAUUGCCUCAGCCUCCUCUGCCAGCAGAUCCUGCGGGACACCUUUGCAGAGUCCUGCAUCCGGAUCUCCCAGGAUGAGCGGCACAAGAUGAAAGACCUUCUGGGAAACUUGGAGGUGGGCCUGGACUCCCUCGACGCUGUUGAAGACAGCAUCAAAAAGCGCAUUGUGGUUGCUGCUCGAGACAACUGGGCCAACUACUUCUCACGCAUCUUCCCGGUGUCGGGCGAGAGCGGCAGUGAUGUCCAGAUGCUGGGUGUGUCACACCGGGGGCUGAGGCUGCUGAAGGUGACCCAAGGCCCCAGCUUCCACCUGAACCAGCUGAAGACCCUCUGCUCCUACAGCUACGCCGAGGUGCUGGCUGUACAGUGCAGCGGCAGCUCCACCCUGGAGCUGUCACUGAAGGAUGAGCAGCUGAUUCUGCGCACAGCCUGGGCGAGGGCCAUCAAGGCCAUGGUGGACCAGUUCUUGAGUGAGCUCAAGAAGGACUCUGGCUAUGUCAUCGCCCUGCGCAGUUACAUCACCGAUGACCACAGCCUCCUCAGUUUCCACCGUGGGGACCUCAUCAGGCUACUGCCAGUGGCCACCCCGGAGCCAGGCUGGCAGUUUGGCUCUGCCGGGGGCCGUUCUGGACUCUUUCCUGCUGACAUGGUACAGCCAGCUGCUGCUCCCGACCUCUCCUUUUCCCUGGGACAGAGAAACAGCUGGCAGCGCAAGAGUAAGCCACAGCCGCCCAAGGAGCUGGGGCCAGCUCAGGAACGCCCCGCCCAUCCCAGGAACCCAGAACCCAGCGAGGACUCAGAGGCCACCUCAACAGUCUACAGCUCUUUGUCUGCGGACUCCCACAACUACACCAUGCAGGAAUUUGCCCUGCGCUACUUCCGGAAGCCUCUUACCUGGCUGACCCAGUCCGGUAGAGGCACCAAGGAGAAGGCUGUAGUCAACUUGAUCCAGUACACUAAGGACCCCAUCCAGGAAUCCCUCAUUAGCUUCAGCGAUGAGGAUACAAACAGGGAGGCUGUGGCCGGCUUCAAGGCUCUGAUGCAGUUUAUGGGGGACCAGCCUAAGCCCCGGGGCAAGGAUGAGCUGGCUUUGCUGUAUGAGCUGCUGAAGCUGUGCCAAGAGGACCUCAGGGAUGAGAUGUACUGCCAGGUCAUCAAGCAAGUCACAGGCCACCCCGAGCCGAAGCACUGCGCUCUGGGCUGGACCAUCCUCAGCCUCUUCACAGGCCUCUUUGCACCGUCCACCACGCUGAUGCCCUAUGUGACGAAGUUCCUGCAGGAGUGCAGCCCUCACCAAGAGCUGGCCCGGAGCAGCCGAGAGAACCUCCAGCGCACAGUUAAAUACGGGGGGCGCCGGCAGCUGCCGCCACCCGGUGAAAUGCAUGCUUUUCUGAAAGGACAAGCAGUCCGUUUGCUUCUGAUUCACCUGCCUGGGGGUGUGGACUACAGGACAAAUACACAGACAUUCACGGUGGCAGGAGAAGUGCUAGAGGAGCUGUGUGGACAGAUGGGCAUCACAGACUCACAGGAAGUGCAGGAAUUUGCCCUCUUCCUCAUCAAAGGGGAAGGUGAGCUAGUUCGGCCGCUGUCGUCCCGAGAGUACCUCAACAAUGUGCUGAUAGACCAGGACAUGAGCCUGCACAGCCGGCGGCUGGGGUGGGAGACCCCACUGCACUUUGAUCACCCCACCUACACGGAAACCCACUAUGGCCAGGUGCUACGGGACUACCUGCAAGGGAAGCUGAUGAUCAGUGCCCAGGCAGAGGCUCAGCUUGCCCGGCUGGCUGCCCUCCAACAUCUCAACAGAGCCAGCAGGAGUCCCCUAACAGAGCAAGAGCUGCGGUCUUACAUUCCCAAGCCACUGCAAUGGCAGGUGAACAUAGCCAACAUAGAGAGCUUGGUGGGCCAGGAGCUGAGGCAGAUGCAAGGAUACAGCCAGCAGAAAGCACAGAUUGGCUUUAUCGAGACUACGAGCCAGCUGCCCCUCUUCGGCUACACUGUGUAUGUGGUGCUGAGAGUGAGUAAACUGGUCCUUCCUGGACCGCUCCUCCUGGGGCUCAACCGCCAACACCUGGUCCUCAUGGACCCCAGCUCUCAGAAACUCUGCUGCUCCAUCACCCUAAAAGACCUGCAGCGGCUCCACCUGCUGAGCCCACUGGAGGAAGAUGGGCCCCCCGGCCUGGAGCUCAAUUACGGCUCUGCUGACAACCCCCAGACCAUGUGGUUGGAGCUACCACAGGCCCAGGAGUUACAGCGCACCAUUGUCUUCCUGCUGGAGGGCAGCGUGUCCACUCAGUGGCCAGGCCUCCUCUGAGCAGAGUGGAGAUAAGGCAGUGGCCUCUCCCUGGGCAGUCCUUCGCUGGUCUUUGCUGACUGGUCCUGCUUUGAACCUACCUGCAGCAUAAUAACCCCAUGUGGGGGCUCUAACGCAGGGGUUGCGACUUCAGUGACUUCCACUGGGAGAGAAAGCAGACACGUUCACUCUAAGGUGGACUGAACCAAGAGCUGGGCUGUAGGAACUUGGCUGACGUCCAGCCUGGGGAAAAUGCCCUCAGCUCUAGAGCCAGCUCGGGCCUGGAUGAAGCUGCUUCUGCACAAAUAAAAACACCCAAGAAAA
Meriones unguiculatus (Mongolian gerbil) is the source of this 9537-nucleotide messenger RNA. It is a transcript of the gene Myo15b, whose product is annotated as myosin XVB. Gene Ontology annotation, cellular component: cytoskeleton; myosin complex. The record is from RefSeq and is a predicted model, not a curated record. Gene Ontology annotation, molecular function: ATP binding; cytoskeletal motor activity; protein binding. NCBI's taxonomy places the organism in Eukaryota, Metazoa, Chordata, Mammalia, Rodentia, Muridae.